UUUUCUCUGAAACUGCCCCACCUUAAAUGCUGUUAAAUGCUUGAAACAGAAACUAAAUGUUGCACUUCAUUUUGCACAUUCCAAGAUGGAUGCAAUAUUCAACUUGCUUCAGCAGCAGAGACUGGAGUCGUAUUACUUAAAAUUUCUUGAGUUUGGUGUGAAAGAUGAAAGAGAUUUCCUGGACGGUGUAACAGAUGAAGAUUUGAACACCAUAGGAUUAAGCCAGGUGGAAAAGAAUCGUUUUUCUACCAUGAGAGACGCCAUCCGCAGACUCAGAGCUCCAACACUCUCAGCUGCAAUGUUUGUGAAAAAAUCAAUGAAGUCCUUCUCUCUGCAGUACACAUACCCCAAAUGUCCUGAACCCAAAUACAUCAAAGAUAUGGAUCCUGCUCAAAACACAGUCGAAGAUCUGAUGUUGCGGAUCUGUCACAUUGAAAGUGUUGGUCCAUCCAAAGGCGUAUGUCUCUACACGGUAGAUGGAAUGCCAUUGACAGAUGAUCCAUUCUUCAACACAUGGUCUUUAGAAGACAGACAUAUUGCAAAUGGAGACAUGAUCUAUGCCAUAUUCACACCAAAGGAGAACCUGAGAAACGCUCCUCAAAUGAAACGAGAGGUUCUUGAAACCUAUGGAACUGAUACAGUUCGAUGCCACAUCAUGCUCAAGGGAGACUUCGAGGUGACAGUGAAUUUGGCAGAAGACACAAUAUCUAAUCUGAAGAACAAACUUGCAAAUGAAAGUGGAUUCCCAGGACAAGUUCUUCAUUACAGAGGUGAACAUGGCAGUGGCAACACAUUGGAAAGUUGUGGAAUCUCAUGCGAGUCAACAGUAUACUUCUCACUGUCCACGUUUACUGAGGAGGUUCCAGACCACCAAGAAUUCUUCAAAGAUGACAUUGAGCCCACAGUGCAACAAACCACCAAAGGACGCAGUGUCUUUUUGUCUUCACUUUAUAUCACUAAAAACAAGGCUUCAGGAAUCUUAUGCAAGAAUCUGAUUGGCUACAUACGGAAACUGACUGGAUGUAAUGCUCUGGCCCAGAGCUUGUAUCAGUUAUUCUUGAAGAAUGAGACCCUAUCCACAAAUCAGAAGAUCGCAGUCAUUGAAGGCUUGUACAUGCUAUUCAGGGAGCUCUUGCCACAGCAUGGAACAAAUCAAGGAGAAAAGAUCAUUGAGGACCUUGAUGUCUUUGAGUAUUCAACAUACUGCUGGGCAUUUCUCAUGUCAGAAGCAAAGAAUGAGACAUCAGAACAUGAGAACUACGCACCAUUUUCUCUGACAUCUGAAGAAGCCAAACGUUUCUGUGAUCCAGUCACUAUACCUGGAGUACCAGGUGUCUUUGAAAGAGCAUCGGUACUUGAAAAAAUCAAAAAUGGUGAAGCAAUCCCAAACUGCACUGCACAGGUUUUGCGGGAAACAUCACUCAGCAGAGCCACUGCCAUUGAGAAAAUUUUACUCAGCGUUCAUCCAUCAAUUAAAACAUAUCAUCUUUGGAUCUCUCAUGAUAGUGUGACUGGUCAGAACUUUCACUUGAACGCUAUGAAAAGUUUGGGGGACAUAGCAGAACAAAUAAAAGCUGUCCCUUAUCUCAAUGUGACUCCACCACUGCUUUUGAAGAACGUCGGUCUUGAUGACCAACACCUUGUUUUCCUGAGUGAAGAGAAUCUUGGUAUCUACUUGAGUAAAGACAAGGCAUCCCCUGCAAAGAUCAAGGUGUAUGAUUGUCUGGCUGGCAAAGAAAAAAAUAUGAAUGUGGAUGAAUUAGCAGCAAGAACUGGUGAUCACAGGGAUACCUAUUCAUUUGUUACAACCAGGACUCCAAAAGAAGCCAUAAUGGUGCUGAUAGACACAAGCUCAUCCAUGACAGAGAAUUGCUAUGGAAGUGUGGAAAUACAGAAAAUCCAUGCUGUUAAACAGCUUUUUGAUAACUUUGCAACACGUACCAUGUCUUAUGACUUUCAUCACGUCAUUGGCCUUGUGAAGUUUGACUCUACAGUGAAAACUCUCCACACGUUCACAGAGACGCUUGAAAAGUUCAAGGAACAUGUACACACCCUUCAAGCAACAGGAACAACUAAACUGUAUGAUGCCCUACAGCAUGGAAUGCUUGAGAUGGAAAAAGUCAAGAAGUUUCCAGACUGUAAACUUCGCAUUCUUUGUCUCACAGAUGGAAACGAUGUUGGAUCCUCAAACCUGCCAGAAGUUGUAACUUCCAACCUGAUCAAAGCUAACAUCAUCGUGGAUUCAAUCCUACUUGGAAAAGUGGUGAACAAUAUUCUGUGCGGAAUCAGCAAUGCAACUGGGGGCUGCUGUUUCAAACCAGAGACAAGCAAAGAUGGCCUGAAGCUUUUUGAGACUGAGACUGUUCUCUCUUUGGAGAUGAGGAAACCCAAGAACAAAGCUGACCCAUCAUUCAUCACUGGAAGGUUUCUCUCUGCUGCUCAUGUUUAUGAUGAAUUUCCAGAGGCUGUCUUGCCAAGCCAGAUGAACAGUAAAGUGACAAUGACACAGAGUGCUCUGAAAAAGAAGAUCCGGGACGCCAAAGUUAGGCCAUUGAUGGAAAAGGACAAACGUAUCCUGGAGGAGCUGAGGAGCCUGCACUGUGACCCACAUCCCUACUUUACUAUUUUUCCAUCAGAGUCUGACUUCACAUUCUGGAAGAUUCUCAUGGAAGGACCUCCAGACACACCUUAUGAGAAAGGAGUCUUUGAGUUGUUCUGCCAGUUUGGUCCUGACUACCCAGUGAAACCUCCACUUGUUCGCUUUGUCACACAAGUGUACCACUGUAAUAUUAACAAUGUGGGGCGCAUCUGCCACAACAUCUUUGACCGGAACUACAAUGCCCAAAUCACCAUGAAAGAUAUCCUCAAUGCUGUAUAUGGACUGCUUAUCAUCCCUGAGCCUGAAGAUCCAUUGGACAGCAUUCUGGCCGAGGAAUUCCUGACCAGCCGUGGGAAGUAUGAACAGGAGGCCAAAAAACAUACAGAGGAAACUGCAGCACGAUCACUGAAUGAUAUGGAGAAGGCUUUGGUGGAUCCUGGAGAACAGUUUGUACCGUCACAUCUGAUCUGUCCACUUACCAACGAAAUGUUUGUUGAUCCAGUGGAAACAAAGUACGGAAGAGUGUAUGAACGAAAGACCAUUGAAAAACACCUCAAAUUGCACAAACAUGAUCCAAAGGGUGGUCCAACAGAACCGCUGACUGAAGGUGAUCUCAAAACAGCCAAUGAAAUGAAGAAAAUGGUGAUUGAUUACCGCUCUAAACAAAUUAAGGAAUAGUCGUGGGAACAAGUUAGAGCUACAACUGAUGCAUCAGUUUCACACACAGUGAAUACAGUAUGUCACUGUAGUAGUAGUUGGCUAUUGCACUGAACGGAAUUUGUUCAGCUAUCACAUAAUCACGUUUGUGCAUUGAGAUAUGUUAUAUUUGCGAUUAUUUCUUUAAAUGUUUUACUAUUAAAUGAUACAUACUUGGAGUUCUAUGCAAUAAUAGAAUAGUUAUGACUAAUUCAUACAACUUUUUUCUAGUUGAUUAUUUUUCUAAUUCAUUUGAAUGAUUGAUGCAGAACAUUUGCACUAAACCUGUUCUGCAAGUGCACUUCCUCCAAACUAUCACAUUAAAUAAGCUUUAAUAUUUUAAUAUUAACAUUUUAAUAUUAAUAUUAGUACUUUAUUAAACAAACAGCAAUUAAUUGUCUUCUGGUGCUGUCAGAGAAACAGCAAUAAACAGGCCUGUAACUGAUCAUUUAUCAUUGAUAAGCACAAAAUGAUUUUUGUUUAUUUUUAUCUGUAAUUGUUGAGUCAUACUGUAGACUCUAUAUCAAUGUAUCUGUAAUGUAUAUGAUAGCUAAAUUACUUAUUGAUCCUUUAAGAUGGUGAGCUUUACAUGGGACAUGGAUAUUUUUACAGCUAGAAGCCCUGCAGUAAAAAAUCAAACAUUAUUUUCAUAUUAUGCAUCAACACGGGCACAAAUUGUCUGCUCUUACCAUUUCCUGUUAAUUUGAGUUUUAAUUAGGUGUUUAAUGGUGUUGUCUUCUGAAUGUGAAACUGAUAAAACAGAGUUAAAAAACAGCGAGCUUCAUUGUUGCUUAACAUUUGCGAAUCACAUUUACUUUGCAAAAUAAAAGUACAUGAGAAAAGUUGAAAA
This is a messenger RNA of Larimichthys crocea (large yellow croaker), 4145 nucleotides long. RefSeq lists its product as uncharacterized. The coding region runs from base 86 to 3277 and encodes 1063 amino acids. The transcript is spliced from 25 exons. Gene Ontology annotation, biological process: protein ubiquitination. Lineage: Eukaryota; Metazoa; Chordata; Actinopteri; Sciaenidae. The record is from RefSeq and is a predicted model, not a curated record. Gene Ontology annotation, molecular function: ubiquitin-protein transferase activity.